CCCAAAAUAUCCCCCACACGGUGGGUAACGUUAAGCAACCAUAUUGUAUAAGUCAACCACGACGCCUGCUCUUCCCAAAGCUGCAGUUCCGUUCCACCGUUCAGACACAAAAACAACAUCAUUCUAGUAGCCGUUUGCAGCUAUGGAUAACAAUCAACUACACGUCCUCUUCCUUCCUUACUUUGCCACUGGUCAUAUCAUCCCAUUAGUUAACACUGCCAGGCUAUUCGCCUAUCACGGUGUCCAUGUCACCAUCCUCACUACCCACCACAACGCCAUCCUAUUCCAAUCUUCCAUUGACAAUAUCUGUAUCGAGACUCUUAGGUUCCCUUCCACUGAAGUUGGCUUGCCUGAAGGAAUCGAGAACUACAGUACUGUCUCUUCACCUGAAAUGUCUGCCAAAGUAUUUUAUGCCAUUUUUCUUCUUCAAAAACCAAUGGAAGACAAAAUUCGUGAAAUCCGUCCUGAUUGUAUCUUUUCUGAUAUGUACUUCCCUUGGACUGUCGAUAUUGCUCAAGAACUCAAGAUCCCAAGGCUCUUGUUCAACCAGUCCAGCUAUAUGUACAACUCCAUUCUACACAAUCUUAAGCUUUACAAACCUCACAAGCAAAUUAGUAGUAGUAGUACUAAUUUCUUAGUUCCUGGUUUACCAGAUAAGAUGGAGUUCAAGCUAUCUCAACUUACAGAGGAUCUAAGAAAGCCUGAGGAUGAGAGGAAUCUUUAUGAUGAAUUGGUCGAUCAAGUCCGAGAUUCUGAAGAACGAAGCUAUGGCAUGGUUCACGACACUUUUUACGAGCUAGAACCUGCCUACGCUGACUACUAUCAAAAGACAAAGAAAAUGGCCAAAUGUUGGCAUAUUGGUCCCAUCUCUCAUUUUGCUUCCAAAUUAAUCCGAAGAAAAGAACUAAUUAAUGACGCUGAUGAAAAUAACUCAUGUGCUGUUGUAGAUUGGUUGAAUGAGCAGAGGCAUAAAUCGGUACUCUAUGUCUCUUUCGGGAGCACGGUUAGAUUUCCAGACGUUCAACUCACUGAAAUCGCGAAAGCUCUAGAGGGUUCGAGUGUUCCUUUCAUUUGGGUAGUGAGGAAGGACCAAUCAGCACAAACCACGUGGUUGCCGGAUGGUUUUGAUGGAAGGAAAAAGGGUUUGAUUAUUAGAGGGUGGGUGCCGCAGCUGACCAUCUUGGAACAUUCAGCCAUUAGGGGAUUCAUGACUCACUGUGGUUGGAAUUCAGUACUCGAAGCCAUUGUGGCAGGCGUGCCAUUGCUGACAUGGCCAGUGUUUGCAGACCAAUUCUACAACGAGAAGCUCGUGGAGGUUGUGGGGUUGGGAGUCAAAGUUGGGGCGGAAGUAUGUAACCUGCAAGGUACUGCAAUCUUGAGUCCUGUAAUCGGGAGUGAGAAGAUUAAAAAAGCAAUAGAGCAAUUAAUGAGCGAUUCAGAGGAAAGUCAGAAAAUCAGGGAGAAAGCAAUGGAUAUGAGUAAGAUGGCUAAAAAUGCAACUGAAGAAGGUGGUUCUUCAUGGAACAAUCUCACGGUGCUCAUUGACGAUAUCAAGAAUUUUGCUUCUUCCUCAUCGACUUAACAGAUUUAAUAGUAUUGCAGUAGAAGAAGGUAAUUGCUGGUUCCUCUUAAUUUUAGUCUUUUUCAUGGAUUUUUCAGGCUAAGAUUGUCGAUCACUUUGUUGUUACAUUAAAACCUGAAGAAGUUGUUUAAGCAUUACCUCAGAAUGAAUGAAAGUUAUUAUUGUGCUUGUCAA
Molecule: messenger RNA, 1756 nt
Organism: Lycium ferocissimum
Lineage: Eukaryota; Viridiplantae; Streptophyta; Magnoliopsida; Solanales; Solanaceae
Product: nuatigenin 3-beta-glucosyltransferase-like
Exons: 1
Coding region: 143-1582 (479 amino acids)
Molecular function (GO): UDP-glycosyltransferase activity
Source: RefSeq, a predicted model, not a curated record